AUGAAGAUAGGAGUAUAUAAUUUUAAUGGGACAAGACAACAAGUUAAAGAAUUUUUAAAGAGAGAGAUGAAUAUAAGAAUUGGAAAGAUUAAAGAGAUAGGGAUGAAUUAUAUAUGUCAAGUAGAAAAGAAAGAAAUGAAUAAAGAAGGAAAGAAAAGAAUAAUCCGAUAUAAAGAUAUGGAGGUGAGAGUUGAAGUAAUAGAAAACAAAGAAAAAAGGAUAGAAGAGAUAGGGAAAGAAAUUUUAGAGAAAUGGUAUGAUGGAAGGAAAGGAAUAAUAGACAUGUCGAGACUCAAAGAGAAAAUAGGGGAAAUAGGAAGUAAAAGAGAAGUAGAUGAAGUAUUUAUCAAAAGGAUAAUGAAAAGUAUUAGUGAUAAGAAUUCAAUGAUUAAAUAUAUAUGUCUUUCAGGGAAUAGAAUAAAAAGUAUACAAGUAAUUAAUAAUAUUAAUAAAAUAUAUCCAAUAGUUAAAGGGAUAGAUAUAUCAAAUAAUGAAAUAGAAAGAAUAGAAGAAAUUAAUAUAAGAAUAGAAGAAAUUGAUUUAAGAAAUAAUCCAAUUAAAGGAAGAAUUAUUGAAGAAGAAAUACAAAAAAUGAUACCAAAUAUAACAAUAAUUAAUGG
Messenger RNA from Entamoeba histolytica HM-1:IMSS, 620 nucleotides. RefSeq lists its product as uncharacterized. Gene Ontology annotation, biological process: poly(A)+ mRNA export from nucleus. The transcript has a single exon. Gene Ontology annotation, molecular function: RNA binding. The record is from RefSeq and is a predicted model, not a curated record. The annotation marks the transcript as partial. Gene Ontology annotation, cellular component: nucleus. Lineage: Eukaryota; Evosea; Mastigamoebida; Endamoebidae.